CUCUUUACAACUUCCUCAUUAUCAACUUCAAGAAAUUUGAUUCUUAAUUUAAAUUAUAAUUCCUCUACUAAUAAAUUAUUUCAGAAAAUCUGCGGUAAUCUGUGGCGCAACUUUGCAAUUUUCCGUUUUUAACCAGUAAGAUUUAAGUAAAACGUUCGUAUCUUUGUCGGAAAACAGUCGUUUCUCUCAGAACUGGCAACCGGAAUUUAGUGCGCGACUUUCAUUUUUACAUUACCGUAAGUUUCCGCUACACUCUCGUGCAUUUCCCUCCUCGAACAAGCGACAAGCGGCUUUCGCAGUUCAUCUCGGCGCACACGUCAGGCGUUUCCGCGCGUGUCUUGAUGUAACUGAAUGUAAGUAAACCGCCAUAACCGCGACUCGCUCCUUCGCGGUGGCGCGAUAAUUCCGAAAGGUCAGGCUGACGUAGCCUCAUUAGUAAUGUCCUGCCUGAGCGCGCUGCAAACGCAGAUAGGGACCCUGCUCUCCGUGCCCCACGAAGUUUUAUUUUUGCAACAUAGGGUUUUCCGCGAGUACGCGAAAAUCGCAGUCGGACCGGACUUUAUCCACACGUUGCCGUCCUUCCUGAUCCUGAUAGCCGCGGUACUCGUCCUUUGGAAGAAUCCUCCGUCCUCCACGCGGCUCAUGGACCUCGUAGGCAUGACGUUCAUUUAUAAAGGGUUUCAGGUACAAUCUCUCUCAGCUACCUCCUAGCUAAUACCCUUCCCUUUAUACGUGCGUCUUUCAUAAAGGUGUCAGCCAGUUGGCUCGUGAUUAACGCGCUUUUAUGGCUAUGGCUGAUCCUCCAAAGGAUACUCUAUUGCAGCGUCUGGCAUUAUUGGAGUUAUGUGAGUGGACUCGUUAUUAUGUUCUUCUCGUAACUAACAAAGGAACUUGGUUUCGUAAUGCUUGAAUUGUUUGCUUUUAUAUAAGAAAAAAUAAGCGCCUGUAACAGAAAGGAUAACAGGUUUUUCUGAAGCUCUCUCCUAAAAAAUAAAUAUUAUAAUAUUUUAUGAAUUAAAAAAAUAUUGUUCUCUUUCUGUAAAUAAAAUCAAUUGUAAAUAACUGUAAAGUUUUGGGCUUAACAAUUAGUUUUAACAGAGUUUUCUUGUGCGAUAUAAUAUAUAGAACAGUUAUAUUAUCGAUAUAGGAAACUGAAUAUCGAGAUAUUUCGUAUCCUUGGUGGCAACACGUCUGGUCCUCGUACUAUCCUGUAUCGAUACACCCGCCGGUGAUGUCGGCCGGUUUUAUUAGUUGGAUUAUCGCCAUGUCGAUUGCGACGAUCGCCUUGGGAUGCGCGAACUCUACGGAUAGCGUGGAAAUUUUCAUUAAAGAAUCCUUAGCUAAAUUUUGGGAUACGCUUGUGGUGGCCAAAUCCUGUGUGGAAUGCUCGCAGGACGGGUUGGUAUUGCAAUUCGUAUUUUAAUUGUCUCCUUUCGCGUAUUAAUUUGUCACAAGUGACGAAAAUAAAGCGAGAAAAUUAAUGUUACGUAUAACAACGACAAUUGGUAUAAAUUAGAGUCUCAUUUGAGCAAAAAUUUUCCUUCUCAGAACGCAAGAGGAGCCCGUAACUGCUGAAGCAAACACGCCAAUGGACGAGGGCGAGAUCAGUUUAGUUUGCGACGACGGUCGCUCAGAAAUGUCGAAUGACUCGAACAACGCGACCCGCGGAGACAUACAUCCAAUCUCCUACGGAACGAAUUGGAUGCCGCAGCCAAAUUUCUCCGCAUUCAAAGAAGCGCAACGAAAAUUGUCGACAAAAUCCUUUCACACAGUAGCAGGCGCAAAUGACAUUAAGGAUCCUGAUAAAUUCACUGCUAAGCAAAUGCGACAUCGUCGUGGCUGUCACACCGUGAUACCGAGUAAUUUCAGCGAGCAAUCGAGCGAAUGUUGAAGGGACUUGUCAAUGUUGACUGAACGAUCGUCAUCGAACAAGUCUUCGAUUAAGCAAUGUGCUCAUGGGAAAAUAUUUUCCCGAAGAUUGAGAUCAAUUUCGAAGAUGAUGAUUUGCAUAAACGAGAUGGCGUUUUAUAUAUACCGAUAAAAUUUUUAAUCAUCUGAUAUUUAUGCCCCCCAAAAAUUUAUAAAAUUUUUUACAGAAUAUUUUAUACGUGUACUAUAUGUAGAACCAAGAUUUUACUUUUGAGAUUGAACGAUAGUCGAAUGACCAGAUUAAAGAAGUGCAAUAGUUACAUAACAAGGUAACAAGAUCGCAUGCCAUCCGAUAUCAAUUAUAUUAAUAGAAUAUAUAUGUAUAUAAAACU
Molecule: messenger RNA, 2261 nt
Organism: Monomorium pharaonis (pharaoh ant)
Lineage: Eukaryota; Metazoa; Arthropoda; Insecta; Hymenoptera; Formicidae
Exons: 2
Coding region: 1589-1891 (100 amino acids)
Source: RefSeq, a predicted model, not a curated record